Molecule: messenger RNA, 3191 nt
Organism: Uranotaenia lowii
Lineage: Eukaryota; Metazoa; Arthropoda; Insecta; Diptera; Culicidae
Gene: dor
Product: vacuolar protein sorting-associated protein 18 homolog
Exons: 3
Coding region: 139-3105 (988 amino acids)
Biological process (GO): organelle fusion; endosome organization; intracellular protein transport
Cellular component (GO): HOPS complex; endosome
Molecular function (GO): protein-macromolecule adaptor activity
Source: RefSeq, a predicted model, not a curated record
UCAUAACAAAAACAAUCAGUGAUUCACCGAGAUUCAGCUUGUUAUCGAUUUUUCCCGAUUUUCCCAAUUAUAAUUCCGCUUUUCUCGGAUUAAAGUAGCUUAAAAGUUCCCAGUUCUUAGCUGAGACACCGGUUGAAGAUGGCCUCCAUGUUCGACCAGUACUCGUCGGCCCUGAUCCGGGAGAACACGACGGAACCGGCGGAUGCACCGAGUCGGGCGGUACCUCAAACUUCCGGCUACGUCAGCAUCCGGACCAAGCGGGAGGUGCCGAUCUUCGCGAAGCAGAAGAUGAAUCUGAAUUUGCCUGCGGGGAUUCUGUAUCUGUCGGUUCAGAACGAUUGGGUAAUUAUAUUGAUGACGAAUUUAACGGUGCUCAGGAUGAACAUCAAGCAGCCGGAUAAAUUUACCGAGGUUCCUUUGGAUAAACAUGUGGGGGGACUGAAGCCGAACAAUUUGUUCCUGGACCCAUUGGGUGCGCAUCUGUUUGUGACGUUUGCGCCCAAGUCCCCAGGGUUUACACCGGAGGUGCUGUAUCUACAGCGGAAUAGCUUCAAGCCGAGAUUUAUCUCGAAGCUGAAAGAUCAAGAUAUAACUGCCUUAGGGUUUAACUACUCGAAUACAUCUGAAAGCAUGACCGGGCCGAUUUUACUGGGGACUAGCAAGGGAACCAUUUGGGAAGCUGAAAUUGGAAUUGAGGGUGGCGAUAAGUUGGUGCAGCAGGUCGUUCGGCAGGUUUUCGAUGUUAGUUCUGCUGGGGAGAGUCGACCGAUAACGGGGAUCGAAUUUCACAUGAGACAGGAGCAGAGAAAUUUGCACUGCAUAAUUUUGGUUUUAACGCUGGAUCGGAUUUACACGUUUCACGAAACGAUUCGGCAGGCGGAUUCGAAGAUGACCACGGGAAUAUUGCAGCGAGUGUUCAAUUCUUACUUGAAUAUCCCGGAGCAGCUGAACGAUUUCGAGCAUGUCGAUAGUAAGCUGAACUACUCGAAGCUAGCUUUUAACUACGAGGAAGAUUUUCCUAAGAGUUUUGGAUGUUUAACUGAAGAUGGAAUAAACUUCCAGGAGAUCGAUCCUAAAAUGGACACGCCACAGUUUGUGGUACAGAAGGAGUUGAUUCCGUAUCCGGAACAGGAUGAUGCCCAGCAGAUGCCGGAAAACUCCUAUAAGGUGAAGCAAAAAACCAACACACCGUUGACAUUUUCGUUAACCGAUUUCCAUGCAAUUUUACUGUACGUGGAUCACGUGACAGCGAUUUCGCUUUUAAACUAUCAAGUUGUCUACGAGGAAUAUUUCGUGGAGCAGUACGGAAGGCUUGCGAAUGUGAUCAAAGAUGUGCGGUCCAAUGUUACGUACGUUUACAGCAAUAAAAUGAUUUUCCGUUAUAAGAUUAACAAUGAGCAGCGAAACGCUUGGCGUCUUUACGCGGAUCGACAAAAGUUCGACCUGGCGUUGCGAUACUGUAACGACAAUCCGGCCCAUCGGGAUAUCGUUUUGGUAAAGCAGGCUCAGUCGUUUUUUGAUCUCGGAGACUUCCAGGAAGCAGCUCGCAUCUACUCCAAUACUCAGCUAAGUUUCGAAGAGGUUUGUUUGAAAUUUUUGCAGCGCAAUCAAAACGAUGCCUUGAUGCUGUAUUUGACAAAUAGGUUGAUCAAAUUAAAGCCACAAGAGAAGACUCAGAUUACGAUGUUGAUCGUUUGGAUGGUGGAACUGUAUCUGAUCGAGAUUUCACGAUGUUCCGGGGAAAACGUCGAGAGGGAACGCAAAUUGCAAAAGGAGUUUGAUGCUUUCAUGCAAACAGCAGUCGUGGUCGAUUGUAUGAAGAAAAAUCGAUCGGUCAUCUACGAUUUGAUGGCUUCCCAUGGGGAUAGUCACAAUUUAACAGCUCUGACAACGAUCCAUCAGGACUACGAAAGCGUGCUGCAACAGUACGUCAAUCAGAAUCGAUUCGAAGACGCCUUGUCCGUCUUAAGAGCCCUUAGUCAGCAAGAUCUGAUUUACAAAUACGCCCCCAUUCUAAUGGAACAAUUACCCGGAGAAACGAUAGGAGUUUUGAUCACUCAAGGCAAGCGCUUGGACCCCAUCAAAUUGAUCCCGUCACUGCUUUGUUUAGACACUCCAAGACAUGUGACCGAAGUAGUAAAAUAUCUAGAAUUCUGCAUCCACUCGACCGGUUGCUCAGAACAAGCCAUCCACAACUUUUUGAUUCAACUCUACAGCCAACAUUUCCAGGAAAAGCUUCUAACGUUCCUGGAAACCCAGGGCAAAGACAUCACCAUGAUCAGCUAUGACGCUCACUACGCCCUUCGAAUCUGUCUAAAACUCCAAAUCAAAGACGCUAGCGUCUUUCUGCAGGGCUUGCUAGAAAUGUGGGUCCCAGCAGUGGAGCUAGCCCUCUCCUUCGACAUCCAGCUGGCCAAAGCAACCGCAUCGCAAUCCAGCGAUCCAACCAUCCGCAAAAAGCUAUGGCUCAUCAUCGCCCAGCAUGAAAUCCGAGGCAAACACGAAAACGUCCAAGAAGCGCUCAAAAUCCUCAAAGAGUGCGAACUGCUCCGGAUCGAAGACCUUCUCCCGUACUUCUCCGAUUUCCAAAAGAUCGACCACUUCAAGGAGGCGAUCUGCGAAUCGCUCAAGGAGUACAACAUCAAAAUCCAGGAACAACGCAAGGACAUGGAAGACUCGGCCAAAUCGGCCGAACGCGUUCGCUCCGAGCUGCAAACAUUCCGGAACCGGUCCGUUACCGUGGGAGCCCAGGAACAGUGCGCCGUCUGCGGCGUUUAUUUGCUGUUGAAACCGUUCUUCAUCUUUCAUUGUGGCCACAAAUUUCAUGGCGACUGUCUGGAACGGCAACUUUUGCCGCAGUUGAAUCCCGAAGUGGUUGGACAUCUGAUGUCGCUGAAGCAGCAGCUGACGGUGGCCCAGAAUCAACCGUUGGACGGUGGCAGCCAAACGGCUGCGGAUACCAUCUCCAGCAGCAAGGAGCAUCUGAAAACGCAAAUCGAAGACAUUCUGGCAUCGGACUGUCUGUACUGUGGGGAGGUGAUGAUUCAAACCGUGGAUCGACCGUUCAUCGAAAACUGGGACCGGGUGGAUAGCGAUUGGCAGUGAGGAACCUUAGGCAUUAUCGAAAGCUAUACUGUGCAUAUUUAAUCCAAAUGGUAUUGUUAUAAAAUUUUUUGAUUCCGUAACUCAAA